Molecule: messenger RNA, 1018 nt
Organism: Pelobates fuscus (common spadefoot toad)
Lineage: Eukaryota; Metazoa; Chordata; Amphibia; Anura; Pelobatidae
Gene: MRPL15
Product: mitochondrial ribosomal protein L15
Exons: 5
Coding region: 40-930 (296 amino acids)
Biological process (GO): translation
Cellular component (GO): mitochondrial large ribosomal subunit
Molecular function (GO): structural constituent of ribosome
Source: RefSeq, a predicted model, not a curated record
UGGCUUCCGACUUCUGUCACUGCCCUUCAUAUCACAGACAUGGCGGCCUCCGGGAGCAGCGGACGGGCUGGAGGAGAUCUACUGAAAGCCCUUCCCCGAGUUACACUAGCCAACCUCAGACCUAACCCUGGAGCCAGGCAGAGAGAGAGAAGAAGAGGACGAGGUAUUCAUGGUGGUCGAAAAUGCGGCCGAGGUCAUAAAGGAGAGAGACAACGAGGAAACAGGCCGCGUUUAGGCUUUGAAGGAGGGCAAACGCCUUUUUAUUUGAGGAUUCCUAAAUACACUUUCAAUGAAGGUCACAGCUUCCGUCGCCAGUAUCCUCCUCUCAGUCUGAACCGUCUCCAGUACCUUAUUGAUCUGGGAAGGGUAGAUCCCACACAGCCAAUUGAUUUAACACAGUUGGUCAAUGCGAGAGGAGUCAGAAUUCAGCCUUUAAAGAGGGACUAUGGUGUCCAACUGGUGGAAGAGGGAGUAGAUACUUUUUCAGCUAAAAUUAAUAUUGAAGUUCAGUGGGCUUCUGAACUGGCUAUUGCAGCAAUAGAAAAAAAUGGCGGUGUCAUAACUACGUGCUUUUAUGACCCAAUGAGCCUUGAGGUACUUUGCAAACCUGUUCCAUUUUUCAUGCGUGGGAAGCCAAUACCUAAAAGGAUGCUGCCCCCAGAGGACUUGGUGAAGUAUUAUACAAAUGCUGAAAAUCGUGGGUAUCUGGCAGAUCCAGUAAAAGUUUUGGAAGCUAGGAAGUUGCUCGCUAAGAAAUAUGGCUAUAUUCUCCCUGACAUUACCAAAGAUGAACUAUAUCAUAUGCUUUGCACGCGCAAGGACCCUCGUCAGAUAUUCUUUGGGCUAGCUCCAGGAUGGGUGGUGAAUAUGUCUGAAAAGAAGAUCUUAAAGCCCACAGACGAGCAGUUGCUUAAAUAUUAUAGUUCGUGAUUGCAGGAUCAACAACUUAUUGUGCUCUCCCUGUAGUGCAACAGUGAUUGUACUUUUUGUAUAAAAAUAAAUAUCAUUUAAAUACAAA